This is a messenger RNA of Centropristis striata (black sea bass), 1312 nucleotides long. It is a transcript of the gene colec10, whose product is annotated as collectin sub-family member 10 (C-type lectin). Gene Ontology annotation, cellular component: multivesicular body; rough endoplasmic reticulum. The coding region runs from base 43 to 984 and encodes 313 amino acids. Lineage: Eukaryota; Metazoa; Chordata; Actinopteri; Perciformes; Serranidae. The record is from RefSeq and is a predicted model, not a curated record. The transcript has 7 exons.
AGUGCUGCACUGAUCCUCUGGUCAGUCGGUGCAAACUGGCACAUGAGAUACUUUACACAGUCGACACUCCAAAUCUACAAACCAAGAUCUUCUUCAGUGGUCCGUGAUGAUUGGGAGAUGAUGGGAAUGUUGGAGCUCUGUGUGUUUGCAGCUGUGUUCAAUUACAUCUCUCCCUCUACAGAGAUCUGCACCAAUACCCUACUACCUGGAGCUAAAGGAGACCAAGGUGACACUGGAGACGAGGGAGAUCUGGGGAAACUGGGAAAGAAUGGACCACCAGGACAUCCAGGGGUGUCAGGAGAGUUGGGGCUUAGAGGAGAAGUGGGCCACACAGGAAAGAUGGGGCCUAUUGGAGGCAAAGGUGACGACGGUGAUGCAGGUUUGGAGGGGCCGUCUGGUUUAAAAGGGAAACCAGGCACAACAUGUGACUGUGGCAGGUACAGGAAGGUGGUUGGACAGCUGGACGUCAAUGUCGGCAAGCUGAGGAAUGCUGUCAAGUUUAUGAAGAAUGUCAUCCUGGGGCUGAAGGAGACAGAAGAGAUGUACUACCUGCUGGUGAAGGAGCCCAAAAGGUUCAGAGAGGCUUCAAUGAACUGCAAGCUGAGAGGAGGCACCCUGGCCAUGCCAAAAACCACCAACACCAACCGUCUCAUGGCAGACUACGUCAAUCAGGCAGGACUGACACGAGUUUAUGUAGGAGUACAGGCUCAAAGCACAGACACAGGUGGAACAAGCAGUUAUGUUUAUGCAGACUCCAGUCCUCUGCAGGGUUUUGCAGCUUGGAGCCAAGAGGAGGAGCUCAGUUCCCGAGUAUCUCCCACCACAAACACAAGCUGUGUGGAGCUGCUCAGCACUGGGACAUGGAGUCGUGUGGAGUGUGAAGCCACCAUGUUUUUCAUCUGUGAGUUCCCAAAAAACAGGAGAAGAGGAGGGGGAGGGGGAGCGGGAGGAGGGAGGGGGACGCCUUCCUCUGUAUCAUCAUGAGUCAAUGAGACAUUCAGAUUUGCAUGCAGAAGUAUACAUAUAGAUCUUCUUAAGAACUAGCAAUUUACAUAAUAAAAAAUAACUGAAGUUACUAAAUAAAUUGUGGAUAGAUUCUUUAAUAAAUAAUUAAUUGUAUGCUGUAUCUGGUAAAAAAAAAAAAAAAAGGAAACUUUUCCAAAUUAGUAGCAUGUUUGUUUGUCCACGUGUUUGUGUUUGUAAAUUAAAAUGCACAUUUUUUUCUUGAUUUAAAAUUGUAUUGAUAUUAAAUGGCCAUUGCAAUUUAUCUUCAAAUGGCUUGUUUUGUUCUUGUUUUCUAACCAGCAAAUAU